ACCAACGUGAAAUCAAUAUUUUGUUCUGAACCUACUAGAAAACCCAUUUACUCAUACAAAGCGAGAAAACGCUUUUGAAAGGCUCUGUUUACGUGCUCCUGUUAGAUGAAAUAAACGACCCAGUUGCAAGUCUAACUGCAAUACAGUUUGUUUCGGAGAGUCGCGUGUUUGCAAUGUAUUUAGAAAAGUGAUCAAGAUUUACAGAAGUGCGUCUGCCUUUUCGCUUGCUAGUUUAUUUGCCACUUUAUUAUGCGUUCUCUUACCGCGGUACAUGGGGUAGAUCCCUUGCCUGAUCUAGGCGUUCCUUCGGGUAUCCAUCAAGACGUUAACCCGGAUGCCGACAUGGCCGGUGCACAGGAUACCAUUUAUCUUUGCAACUUCCGUGUUUCUGUGGAUGGGGAGUGGCUGUGUUUGAAGGAGCUGCAUGACAUGGAAAUGCAAGACUCUUACAUCCGCCCUUCCGAUACCGGUGCUAUUACUUCCCCCGAUGAUCCUAUGCAUUCUUUGAUGGCACGAGACCCAGUGGUAAUUGAACGCAGUAAUCUCGUGAAUAUUUCCAAGCUUAUCGUUAAAGAGCUGAUUGAACAAUCUCUGCGCUAUGGAAGGAUGUUGGACAGUGAUCAUUUGCCAUUGCACCAUUUUUUUAUUGUUCUCGAACACGUCAUGCGUCACGGAUUGAAACCGAAAAAGGGGCUACUUGGGCCAAAAAAGGAAUUAUGGGAUAUUCUACAGAUGGUUGAAAAAUAUUCUCCGGAAGCGGCGGAUAUUACAGCGAGUAUUAGAGAUUUACCGACAGUUAAGACCGCUAUGGGCCGCGCUCGUGCUUGGCUGCGGCUGGCUCUCAUGCAGAAGAGACUUGCCGACUACCUUAGAAUUCUUCUUGAGCACCGAGAGGAGACUCUUGAGGAGUUUUUCGAACCGCACGCGCUUAUGUUAAACGAGGAAGCCGUAAUUAUCACCGGGCUGCUUGUUGGGCUAAAUGUGGUCGACUGCAAUUUGUGUGUCAAGGAAGAAGACUUGGACAGUCAACAGGGUGUAAUAGACUUCUCACUGUACCUACGCGGCAGCAACUCCUCAAACGACUUGUCUAGUAACGGCAACAACUCCAACAAUGAGCCAAAGCAACGCCAUAUUAACACAAUGCUCGAUCAGAAAAACUAUAUAGAGGAACUAAACAGACAUCUUAAUGCUACGGUGGCGAAUUUGCAAGCUAAAGUCGAAAGUCUGACCACAACAAAUGCUCUCAUGAAAGAAGAUUUGGCCAUUGCGAAAAACACGAUGAUUCAGUUAGUCGAGGAAAACAAUCAACUAAAACACGCCUUGGGUCAGGAUAUAACCAAAGAUACAAAGAUGAAAGUGACAGAACUACAAUCGGACGAAGAGGAGAAACGCAGUGUGAAGAGUACAACUUCCGAUAGAUCUAAAACAGAUAAGGAUUUCGAUCACGGGAGAAUGCUGGAAGAAGAAAAAAGGAAAAAUAUGGAAUUGCAGAAAGAGUUAGAUUUACAGAUAUCACUGAAAGCUGAAAUGGAAGUAGCAAUGAAGCUAUUAGAAAAAGACAUACAUGACAAACAGGACACGAUAAUAUCGCUAAGGAGGCAGCUUGACGACAUAAAACUAAUCAACUUAGAAAUGUACAAGAAAUUACAGGAAUGUGAAAGUUCCUUGAAACAUAAAACUGAGCUAAUAUCCAAAUUGGAAGCAAAGACUGAAUCAAUGGGCAGCACGAUACAUCAGCUCGAUGAGAAGUUACAGAACGACGCUAAAGCUAGGAAGAGCCUGGAAGAAAGCGCCCGUUCGUUAGGACAAAAGGCAGCUACAGCUGAAACUAGAGCGGUGGCUGCGGAGGGAGAUCUGAGGAUUGAGCGUGAAUGGAGAAUAUCGUUACAGGAAACAAUGAUAAGAGAUCGUGAUAAAAUAUCUACUCUCAUACAAGAGGUCGAAUCACUGAAAUCUAUUGGACAGAAAUACAUAGCUCUGCAAGAGGAACAGCACGUUCUCAAAACGCAGUACAGCGAAGCGCAAAAGACUUUAGAGGAGGUUGGCGCCACACUAAGCGAGAACAAGCUUCAGUUGGCGGAAUUAUUGGAGAAAGAGGCUAAAGCGGCUGCUGCUGAGGAGAACCCCACCUGGAUGCACGAUAAAGACGCGUCAGUCUGCACGGCUUGCGCUAAAGAGUUUACAAUAGCCAGACGAAAACACCAUUGUAGGCGUUGCGGGCAUAUAUUUUGCGGCGCAUGCAGUGAAAAAAGCGUAGCUUUAGCGGGAAACACGAAACCAGUCAGGGUAUGCGACGCCUGUUACGCAGAAGUGAGAUUAACGUAGUAUCUUUUAUAAUAAUUUUCAUUUAACAAAUCCCAAAUUCCCAAUACAGUUGUAAAGAAAACAACAUGUGCGCCAAAUAUUAAUAGUAUAUUUUGUGUUAGAUAAAAUUAAUAUAGAACGUAAUAACAACACAAUUUACGCCAUGGGUACUAUUUUCACAAACAAAAUGUAUAAAAUCACGUUUCUUUACACAGACAACUUAACAUAUUUCCACACUAUAUAACCUACAAUAGACUUAGAAGUCAAAAGUAAUGGAGAUAUUUCUGUAAGGCGCCAUCCUCACCGGGUCGGUGCGGGCUUGUUUCGUUUUCGUUUCUGUACCGAAUCUGUGCAGAUUAUUUACCGAGUCCAUGUUUUUAAUGAGAGCUUUCUCACUGACUUUUUCCGGUACCUAUUCUUUACCGAGCGGAUAUACGUCUCAGUACCGAGGGCUGCCACUACCAUCAGAAACAAAACGAAACGAUACCGCAACGAAACCGAGCCGGUCAAAAAAUGGUUUUCGGUGAGGAAUCUGACAGAUUCGGUACAGAAAUGAAAACGAACCGAGCCCGCACCGACCCGGUGAGGAAGGCGCCUAACUGUGGUAUUGUAAGUUUGAUGUUUUCAAACGCAACCCAACGUAGAUAGACUUAUUUCAAUUAUGAAUAUCAACAUGAACCUAACUUAUUAAGCAAAUGUUUCUGUUAUUUAUUUAAAAAUAGACAAGAAAUAGUAUUAGAUUUUCGAUGAACAGAGACAGAACACUGCGAAACUAGUACAAGUUUUUUCGGUAUCCAUGUUGAACUUGUCAACAUGUGAAAUGAAGAAAAUGGAAGUAAAUUUUAAUCUGUGGUAACCAAAAAUAUACUCUAGUCUGAACAAAGGCGGCUAUGAGACAUUCGCUUUCCUACAUUAAUAAUAACAUUCUUGCAUUUAACACUAAUAGGUACAUUCGAUAAAGCCAAUGGCCCGCCACUUCAAGUACAUAUUUAUACUUUUAUUUAUUCUAUGCGUUUUGUCCAAAGCUAUUGAAUUCAAAAACAAUAAUCGAAAGAAACUAAGUAUACAUAAAAUGCUCAAUUUGAGGGCAAAAGAAAUCGCCUAAAAGUGACAGCCAUUCCUUUGACUAUUUCUAUGUACCGGUACGUCAAUCUUAAUAUUUAUUUAUUCUAUAAAAAAAGGUACAGACAGUCGCAAGUAAGUUAUCCUAAAAAGUCCAAUUUCAGUAACUAAUUUUAAGCUUUAUCUCCAACGAUAUUAAAUACCCUACAUACACCACGUGCGUUCAAAAUGUGUCCCAAUCAAGAAGUGGUUGAACACCAAUCAAGCAUUAGUUUGUUCACAGUGACGCGCGGAUCGUUGAAUCGUCAACAUGCCGCAGAGCUCCGUGAAAAAAUGAGAAAAAAAUACUUAUUGUACGAAAAGUGUCGUUUAUUCGACAAGUAUCUCAAUGUUUGUUAAUUUAACGCAUUUGGAGCAAAUUUUAUUCUAAUAUUAACUCAAAACUGAUUUAAUAGAAAAUAUUUGUGAUUCAAGUGUAUGGUCGGUAAUAUAGCCGUCUCUUUUCCUCGCGGUCCGUACCUCAUAUAUUACUAACAGUGCAUACAGUUUUUUAUUUUAUUUAAUCAAGUACUAUUACAAUUAUUUUAAUACAUAUAGUGCAAACAAAAACUAGGAAGGUUUAUUCGUGUACUACAAUAAUCACGACAUCUAGUUACAAUAAAUAGAAGUUUUGCACCCUAGUAAAUAUUAUUAAUUUACAAUAUUUUAUAAAGGUAAGUGGGUAUGUUGGAAAAUAGUCAACAUUGAGCGGCAAGAUAAUUAAAUUACGCUUGUACAUGCAGGCAACAAAAGACGCACACAACCAUUCCGUAUAAUUGCGCGUAGAAUCAAAGAAAUUCUAUAUUCUUCCGCAUAUAUAUUCAUUUCAUUUUACGAGGUUGCAUUUCGAACUGUUAUAACUCUUUGGCGCAUUCGUUUUAAUUAUUACGUUAUAUAGUAUGCAUUAAAGGUGACUUCCAAUGUUUAAAUAAUGCCUUAUAUUGUUUUUGACUAUGCCAUUAUCUUACGGAGCUUCGUGAAGCGACCAAUGUACCUUUUGGACAAGUUACGGGUACGAUUUUGUUCGUGUUGGUGUAUCUAGGGUAUUUAAUAUCGGUGUUUAUAUCACAUAUAAG
This is a messenger RNA of Chilo suppressalis (striped riceborer), 4481 nucleotides long. Lineage: Eukaryota; Metazoa; Arthropoda; Insecta; Lepidoptera; Crambidae. The record is from the annotation of a GenBank genome assembly.